ACGAUCACACUCGUUUGUGCGCGGUGAACGGUUGUUUCUCGGCAAUCGACACUCGUUUGUGUAUUGCGAAGACGGGCGGACGUACGUCGGCGUCGAAAGCGGAAAAAGCGCUAAAGCGAAAUAGCGAAAAAGUGCGAAUACGCCAGCAACAACUUGUUUUUUUUUUUGUCCAACCAGCGUCGUCGCGACAACAACAAAUAAGGAAUAUAAUUAACCAAAAACAUACAUAAGCGAGAGAGAAAAGCAGCCACUAAUACAUAUAUAACGACAAAUGCAUAAAAUAGUUUUGUUUUUUUGCCACACUGCAAAAAUGCAGUCAGCGUUUGUUUGUCUCCUUAAAUGAAUCCAAGCCCACUGUGAAAAAAAAGGAUAACCGGGGAAAAACCAAAAAAGGAUAUCAAUAGCCAGAGGACACCAAGAGGGCGAGAGCAAGACAGAGCAUUCAAGAGCGAAAGAGCGAGCGAGAGCGAGCUAAAGUGGAGCGAUGGCCAGCGAGGAUGUGCAGAUUACCAGCGUCAUCGAUGCAAAUGGCCAGAAUUUGCCGCUCCACGGCACCAGCUUGGGCGGAUCUCUGGGUCCGCCCGUCAAACAGGAGCGUCCCGAUGACGCCGAGAUACGCGAACUGGCCGCCAAGAUGAAGGAGCAACAGAAGCAACAGGCCGCCCAGCAGGCAUCCCGUCAAGCGGCCAUGCAGCAUUCAAAUGGCGGUGGCGGCGGCGGCGGCGGCUCCUCUGCCACAUCCGGUGGCAACAUGCAGCCACCGAUCACCAAUGGCAAUGGUCAGACAAACAUCAUGAGUUACCUGUCCCGUCAUCAGAAACUACCCAACGGUACCAUGCAGGUGGUGCCCGCCUUAGCAGCCAACGGUCGCUCCAAUGGGGCCAUCAGCAGUGAUUCUGCCGGUUCGGACAAGAAGUCCUCAUCAUCAGCGGGUCCCUGCGACGAGGAGUCGAUCAACGGGCACUUUGGUUGGGCCCAAUUCGGCAAGGUGUCCAUCCCAUACAUCUUUAGGCAAUCGGAGAAGUACUGCUCCGUUCGCAUGAUCGAGCUGAAACUGCUGGGCAAGUAUCUCAAUUGCCUGCAUCCCGACAUCUACUCCAGCUGCACCUGCGUGCGCAGCUAUUAUAUCACAGAUGCCGAGGCCCGUCUCUUCAUCGAGAUCAAUCACAAGCAUUGUGACAGCGAAUUCGGUCGCGAUAUCUUCAAUCAAAAGGAUUUGGUGGUGCGUCUCAGCGAUGCCUCCAAAUUCUAUCAGUUCCUCGACAUUUGCUAUCGCAAACUGGUCUCCGGCAGCAAGACGCCAUCGGAGAAAUGCGGCUUCAUACGCAUCAACAAGGAAUCGGUGGUGCCGUACACUGUGCGCAAUAACCAGCAGGUUGUGCCGCUCUUCUACUUCGAGGGCGAGACUGAGAAUCUAAAGACCAAGGCAGAGCUGCUCAAUGGCUGGGAUCUGGCCUAUCUGAAGUUCUGUUGCAAGGUGCAGGGCAUACGCAACGAGCUCUUCUCCAGCGAGAAUGUGGCCGUCAUUUCGCUGACGGACAUCAAGAGCUACUUUCCCAAUGGCACCGAAUUCGAGGACUAUUGGCCAAGCAAGGUGGUUGACUCGAAUCUGCUGAUUGGCAAUAGGGCCAAUGUCAAUAAUUCGGUGAACUGGACGCGACAGCCCUCGGCGCCGCCGCCCAAGGUGACGACAUCGGGCUCUGGAUCGUCGAGCGGCGGCGGUGGCGGCGGAGGAGGGUCCUCCUCUUCCUCCAGCGGUGGCGGUGGCCUGGGCCAGAAUUCCUCCACAUCCUCGUCCUCGAAUUCGGCGGGUGGCGGCGGUGGCGGCGGCGGCGGUGGUGGUGGUGGUGGUGGUCAACAGGUGACCUCCAAGUCGCAGCAGCAACAGCAACAUGCCUCGGCCGCAGCUGCGGCAGCUGCCUCGGCGCAACAGCAGCACAUGAUGAAGCAACGCGCCGCCGCAGCAGCAGCCGCCGCCGGCGCCAAUGGGGUGGCCAGUGCGGCCAACAGUUUUGGGGCAGCCGCGGUGGCGGCCUUCAAUUCCCAGGCGGCGGCGGCAGCCUCAAUGCUCCAGCAGUCGCAGGGCAACAACAGGAUGCUAUCGCAGGCCACCGUGCAGGCGCUGGCCAGCAGCGGCUGGAUGUCCGGGCAGAGUAACCUACAGCUCCACGCCCAAAUGAUGGCCCAGCAAACGCAUGCGAACGCAAAUCGCGUGGGAAGCUACCGGGAGCACAUGAACAACCUGAUGAUGAGCGGCGGCAGCCGGCAGCCGUAUUCCUACAACAAUCCCGCGAUCUCCAUGUCCUCGGUGAACAACCACAGCGGGGGUGGCGGGAACGCCCCACCUCCCCUCGUCCGCUCGGCGGCGGGCCAGAAUGCCAACCACAUGUCAAAUGUCGAGCAGUCACUGGUGCAACAACAACAGCAACAGACACAACAACCGCAACAACAACGACACCAGAACAGCACAUUUAACAACAACAACAACAACAACAGCAACAACAACCAUGCACCACAGCAACACUCCUCACCAAACAACCAGAACAAUACUAGCCACCACCAUCAUCACCAUCAACAACAGCAACAGCAGCAGCAGCAGCAGCAGCAACAUGCCUUAGCCAAAAGUCACGGCAGCAACAGCAACAGCAGCAACAUGAGAAGUAACAACAGCAGCAGCAGCAGCAACAAUGCCAGCAGCAACAACUCCAAUUCGGCGGCCGCUGUGGCCGCUGCUGCUGCGGCUGGCUAUGUUCAGGCUCUUUUAGGAGGCGGUGGUGUCGGCGGCGGUACAGGGGGCGUGGCUGUUGGCGCUGGCGCCAGCAGCAACAAUGCCUUCAACUACAACCUGCCCUCGACUCGAGCGGACUACACGAAUUUAGCCUUGUGGAAUCAACUGACACCCGCCCAACGUUUGCUCUUCAGUCAGCAGCUAAAGGGUGCAAGUACCGGCACUGCCCAUGGUAAUCCCAGCAAUCCCAAUUCGAUUCAUCAUCAUCCAACCGGAAAGCAAAACUUUCCAGCCCUGCCCUCCCUGCCGCUGGACACAGAUCUGAUUACCAUGCUGGACUAUAAUAAUCCCAAUAAGGCGAAUAAAAGUCUAAAAUCUGGUGGUGUUACCUUUACCAAACCCAUAGUGCCACCAUUGAUACCAGAUGGUUCGGGUGCCGAGAUAACUCUGACCAAAAGCAGCAGAAGAGGAGGAGGCGGUGGUGGUGGUGGUGGUGGUGGAGGAGCAUCAGCUGAUGGAGGAGUGGCCAGCACUGGAAGUGGCACUACCAUACCGCUUAACUCCACACAAGCUCUCGAGGAUUUCGAAAAGAAGUGCACCGUGAUGACGGACGAGAUGCGAGCUGUUAUACAAAAGGUUCUGGCCAAUCCGGAUCUCUCGACAUUCAUACAAACCAAUUCCAGUAGCAAUAAUGGUGCAAACAAUCAAAAUCACCUGGUACCUUCGUAUAUAUCGCCACCGAUGUCGCCAUCGGUGGUGGGUGGCCUAAACAUGGGCAUGGCCCUGGGAAAUGUGGCCACCCUGACAUUGGCCUCCAAUCCGAAUGUGACGAUAACACCACAGUUGCCGGGACAUUUUCUGCAUUCGCCAUCGAGUUCGUGUUCCAGUUCGAGUGCCUCGAAUACGGCGGCAUCACCGCUGAGCAGUGGCGGCGGCGGCGGCGGCGGCGGCGGUGGAGGGGGAUCAACAAGUGGGGCGGGUGGAGCCGGUGGUGUGGUGGGGUCAUCCAGCGGGGCAAGUGGUCGGCAAAAGAGCGUGAUUUGUUCAACCAAAAGCAAUAAUCUACCCAUGGCCAUACUUUCGCUAGCUAGCAAUAAUAAUUCAUUAGGGGUUAGUUCAAAUUCAGGCGGACGGCGGAGUAAUAAUAAUAAUAAUAAUAAUAAUCAUAAUAAUAGUAAUUACAUUCGUCAGACACACAGCCAAACUAGUAGUAACCACAGCAAUACACAAACCACCCAACAACAACAACAACCACCCACACCCACUGACGUAAUCGAUCUGUCCUCCUCCCGAAGGUCACUCGCUGCAUCGGCGGCCUAUUUGCAGCAACACUCAUCGGCGGUCGCCCAGCAGCAGCAACAGGUGGCAGCGGCAGCGGUGGCCCAGCAUCAACGUUUGGCCGCCGCCGCAGCCCAUCAUGCCCAGCAUGCCCAGCAAAAUGGACGCAGUUCCUCGAAUUCUGGUGGAAAUUCUGGCAGUUCAGCGAAUUCUUCAGGCAACAAUAACAAUGGUACAAGUAAUUCGGGUUCCUCGGGCAAUGGCUCAACCGGCAAUGGUAGUGCCUCAUCCAAUAGCGCCUCCAUGCAUCUGCAACGGCAUGCGGCAUUAGUGGCGGCGGCCAGUGCGGCGGAUAGUGCCCAACGGUUGUGCGUCAUACCCGAAAUACCCACCAACAACAUGAACCUGACGCCGUACAAGGUGCAAAAGGUGUGCGUCGACAAGCACCUGGUGCCCUGCAUCAACAUGAAGGCCUACAACGACUCCGAGCAGCUGAUGACCCUCAUCGAGUUCCAGAAGAACUUCUUUCCCUCGGUGCCGCUGGAUCACUGCAAGCGGCUGAUUGAGGCCCUCGGCGUGGAGCUCUACAAGGCGAAUCGGCGACAGGUGCAGAUCCUGAUGGAGUUCGACCGCAACUACAACGAGAACAUGCCGCUGGUGCAGGUGCGCGACAUCAUCAAGUACAUGACGCAGCUGACCUUCAUGACGCGCCAGCCGGAGCAGCCGCCGGCCAAAAGGACGCGCACGAGCUAGGAAUUAAGCUGGGGAGCACAACAUUUGCCACCAACAACAACAACAACAACCACAACAAAAACAGCAGCAGCAGCAGCCACAAUACCAACAACCACACCGACAACACAACCAACAUCCAGCACAACAACAGCCACAACAGGCAGCAACAUUGCAGCCACAGUUCAUACAAGAUCAACAGCUACAUCAUCAUCAGCAGCAGCAGCAGCAGCAGCAGCAUCUUUGGUGGCAGGCACUUCGUUGAGGAGACGGGCCCUCACACCGCCAGCGAAUGUGAGCGGUGGCGAAGUUCUGACCAGGCGGAGGGCACUAGCACCGCCGCCAGCUCCACCAGUUCCUGCCACACCACCUGGCACAGGAAGCCGAGGAUCUCCUGCAACAUCAGCAACACCAGCACACACCACCAGCAACACAUACGAAAUGUUGUACUCCCACAACCCACACCCGCACCAUCCAGCCGCCCAGCAUCACACAGCAGCCCAGCAGCAGCAGCACCACCACCAUCAGCAGCAGCAUGAGCAGCAGCGUCUGUUGAAGAAGCGGCAGCAUGCAGAGCAGACGGCUGCCAAAAAUCCCCGAACUGCUGCGGCGGCGGCUCAAAAAAUGGCCGAAGCGGAGCAUGCGUACUUAUCUAAUUUAUAUGGCAAGGCGGCGGCCAGCAUGCUGAGUCCACCAUUGGGCAAUGUUCUGCCCGAAUGGGAGCAGCAUAGGCAGCGAAGGACACAGGCGGCGGUAGCAGCAGCAGCAGCAGCAGCAGCACCGUCCCAGCAGCAGCAACAUCAUCAGCAGCAGCAGCAACAGCAGGCGGCGGUGGCGCCACCCCAGCGACAUAUAAUGCAUCGCAGGCACAGCGUGUGUGCCGCUGGACUGGCCAGCCUGUCGCCUGCCUCCUCGACGCACUCCUCUUCGACGGCCUCGCCAACGGCGGCGGCAGCGGCCUUGGCCGCAGCAUCCUACUAUGGAAGUGCAGCGGCAGCAGCGGCGGCGGCAUUUACGGCACCAUAUCAACACCAUCAUCAUCAUCAUGCUGCAGCGGCUGCGGCGGCCCACCAUCAUGCGGCAGCAGCAGCAGCAGCAGCGGCGGCAGCAGCGGCGGCCCAUCACACACACGGCCAGCCGUCGCCCACCAUCUAUCCACCCACUCCGCCGCCAUCGGCGCCCUGGGUGCAUCCUUGGUAUGCCGGUGAUGCCGCCUUCUGAGCAAGAGACCGUAGAUAGAGUAUAGAUCCUAGACAGAUUCAGAUCCCAAGGGGCAAGCAACUCAAGCCCCACACUGUACAUUCGAGUUUCUAGUUUGUUAAGCUAUUUAUUAAAACGACAAAAAGUAAAACAGAAAACAAAAAACAAAAAACUAAAACCUAGAGAGAAAGAUAGAGAGGUGUGUCCCCAAAACAUUUUUUUUGCGCGCGUGUUCUGGAGGAUAUUAGGUUGUAAGUAGGCUAACUAAAACAAUUUCUGGGCAUUAUAUGUCAACUAACCAAUAUUCGAGGGUAACCUUAUCGAUGAUAUAUGGACUAGAGCUGCUGGGAUUUCGUUUGGUCAAACAACAACAGCAAAACAACAAACAAACAUUUUUAACUGAGAACUCAAAGAACUGAUUACAUAUUAUUAUCAAAACACACACAAAGAGGGCAAUUCGUUUUCCUUUUUGAUUCGUUUGGAAUAUUUUUUCGUGGUUCAAAAGUCUUUUUCUAGAAAUAUUUACAUAAAUUAACAGAUAUAUGCUAAUACAUGUGUAAUAUAUAGGUAAAAAGAGCCAACAAACUCGUCAUAUUGUAAGCAAGAAAUUAAAUUUCUUGCGUUUCAAAACUAUGCAAAAAAAAAACUAACAUAAAAACUAAAAAUGCGAAUUAAGCGAAAGCAACUAUUCAAAAAGUGAGUCAAAUUUUGUAAGCUAGAAGAACAGAUCGCUAGAUCCUGAGAAAUUCCAUUUAAUAUUCAUUAUCGUCUUAUCAUUGUCAAGCAUUAUCAUCAAAAGAUCCCCAUUCGAGCAGCAAAGCGUAAAUCCUAAGCAACUGUAUGAUUUAACAAUUUCCAAAUCUUAAGAAAUAACAUAAAAAGCUACAACUAAAAAUUAAAAAUGCAAAAAACAAAAUUAUAAGUUGAGGAGGAAACACACACAAAAACAAACAAAAACCAGAAAACUAUGUUAAAAACAUACAAAAAAGAUAAUAUUAAUAUAAAAACAAAAAAAAAAAGAAAACAUUAUGUUAUAUACAGUGUAUGUAUAUCGAAAUAUAUAUGUAUGUGUAUGAAAUACUUGAAUAUCCGUUUUAUGGAUUUAAGCAACUUUUUUUUUAAAUAAUCAUAGUUAUUUUUUUUUGUAUUGGCGAAACAUAAGGAUAUUUAUUUAAUACUAUGUUGCUGAUGUUGCACUUAAAAUUUCCUUUUUCCUUGCUCACGCCACUCAUUUAUAUCCAUUUUAGUUCAGUGCUGUUAUUUAAUUAUCUUGGGCAAUUGUUUAAAGAAAUAUUAAUUGUAAGUCACAGAAACACUCACAUACACACAGACAGAGAGAGAAAACUAAGUAAAAGUAUAAUUAAAAACUUUAUUAUUGUUAGGUUUAAAAGCCGUCAAAGUAUUUAUCAAAGUGUGUUUUCAUUUUUGGCAGUGCAGCAAAAAACUAAAAGCAUAACGGAAAAUAAAGAAAUGAAGCAAAACUAAAAAGAAUCAA
Drosophila subpulchrella is the source of this 7430-nucleotide messenger RNA. RefSeq lists its product as uncharacterized. The transcript is spliced from 5 exons. Bases 485 to 4759 code for a protein of 1424 amino acids. Lineage: Eukaryota; Metazoa; Arthropoda; Insecta; Diptera; Drosophilidae. The record is from RefSeq and is a predicted model, not a curated record.